This is a messenger RNA of Haemorhous mexicanus (house finch), 3280 nucleotides long. It is a transcript of the gene MYCN, whose product is annotated as MYCN proto-oncogene, bHLH transcription factor. The coding region runs from base 1065 to 2363 and encodes 432 amino acids. Gene Ontology annotation, molecular function: protein dimerization activity; DNA-binding transcription factor activity, RNA polymerase II-specific; RNA polymerase II cis-regulatory region sequence-specific DNA binding. NCBI's taxonomy places the organism in Eukaryota, Metazoa, Chordata, Aves, Passeriformes, Fringillidae. Gene Ontology annotation, biological process: regulation of transcription by RNA polymerase II. The transcript has 2 exons. The record is from RefSeq and is a predicted model, not a curated record.
UUUUUAAUGUCUGAUGCAACGGAGCUCUCGGCAAAGGAAUGGGGCUGUUGUUGACUGGACGUGGGUAGUGAGUGGGGGGGUCCGGCCGAGGUAAGGGCAGCAGCGCGCACUCGCCGGAGGUGAGAGAUGGUGUGUUUGCAGGAGGUUUGCGUGCAUGAAGUGGCCGAAUGUGCGGAGUUGCUGUCCUUGCAACGUCGUUGUUGUAGAAAAAAGGGGGAAAAAACUUCCCGUGCUUUCUUGGCAAAUCAGGAGGCUUUGUUGGUGGCGCCGGGGUGGUUUUAAUGCAUUUUUGUGUGUGAGGUUAUUACAUAAGGUUGAUAAUUUCUGUUGCUGCUGGAUUUCCCCUCCUCCCCCUCCCCCCUUGUGUUGUGUGCGGAUUUUGCUGGCUCGCUUUGAGUGAAUGAACUGGCGAUUUGCGAAGUUGCAAAGAACCCCUCCGCCCCCCCCCCCUUUUUUUUUUUUGCAUCUUUCUCCUCUCCCCUUUGCACUGUUCCGCAGUGACAAAAGGAGUAAACUUCCUCUACUUUUGCUGGCAUAUUAAGAAGCCUUUCUGGAGAGAUUACGGUAUCAAAGCCAUGCAUCUGUCUGCAGUUACUGUGCUGUUUUGAGCGUUUGAAGCGGUUUGGGGAGAGCAGGCGAGGGCUAUGUACACAGGCUGUGCAUCCCCGCUGGACUGUGCAGCCUGGGUUUGUGUCCCCACGGAGCGGCAGGGCAGGCUCUGCACGGGGGAGCACUACCUGAGCGCUUUGAUUUCAGUAUCUUGAGUCGUGAGAAGAAAGGUGUGUGAGAUGCAUUUUUUUUCCUCAACUUUCUAAAGGCUUCUUCUUGCUUGCUAUUUAUGAUGGGAUUAAUAAUUUUUUUCCUUCCUUUAAGAGGAAGGGAGUCACGUUCGUGUCUGUUUGUUCGUAUUUUUAAUUGUGGUUUUGUUGUUUUGUUCUUUUUUUUUUUUUUUUUUUAAUUUCAGGUUUUGGGAGAACCUCUCUUCUUCCCUUUGGUGGAAAUAUCGAUAAAACCUGUGUUUGAAACUAUUGCUUGACACAGGGUUUAGCAAAAAGAGACCCGUAAUGCCAGGAAUGGUCAGUAAAAACCCAGACCUCGAGUUUGACUCUUUGCAGCCUUGUUUCUACCCGGACGAAGAUGACUUUUAUUUGUGCGGGCCGGACUCCGCUCCCCCGGGCGAGGACAUCUGGAAAAAGUUUGAGCUGCUGCCCACCCCUCCUCUGUCUCCCAGCCGGGCCGGGCUCCAGGAGCACCCUCCGGGAGGGGGCCCAGUGCCGUGGGGAGGAGCGGCUCUGUGGGGCUGCCGCCCCACUGACCCCGUGGACUGGGCAUCGGAGCUGCUCCUGCUGCCGCCCGAGGCCGACCUGUGGGGCGGCAUGGACGGAGGGGACUUCUUCGAGACGGGCCCCGGCGUGACGAACAAUCUCAACUCGAUCAUCAUCCAGGACUGCAUGUGGAGCGGCUUCUCGGCGCGCGAGAAGCUGGAGCGGGCGGUGAGCGAGAAGCUGCAGAACAAGGCGCCCGUCGCGCCGCCGCCGCCCCCGGGGGCCGCGGGCAGCCCCGCCAGCGCCCGCGCGGAGCUGGGCGGCGCCGUGCCCGAGUGCGUGGACCCGGCCGUGGUCUUCCCCUUCCCCGUCAACAAGCGGGAGGCGCCGGCGGCGGCCGGAGGGGCUGCGCGGGGCGGCCGCCUGCCGCGCCCCGGCGGGGACAGCCGGGCGAGCAGCAGCAGCAGUUCCUCCGGGGACGACACGCUCAGCGACUCGGAUGAUGAAGAUGAGGAGGAAGAGGAUGAAGAAGAAGAAAUAGAUGUUGUUACAGUGGAGAAAAGACGCUCCUCUACCAACAAGUCUGUUACCACCCUUACUAUUACAGUGCGUCCUAAUAAUACCACUUUUUCAUCAGUCAGGACACAGCAGAAUGGACUGAUAUUAAAGCGUUGUGCCCCAAUUCACCAGCAGCAUAAUUAUGCUGCUCCUUCUCCAUUCGUGGAGACUGAAGAGUCUCCACCACAGAAAAAGUUAAAAGUUGAGGUGCCCCGUCCAGUAAAACCCACGAUCCAACCAAAGCUUAAGAGUUCAAGUCCUCGAAACUCUGAUUCGGAGGACAGUGAACGUCGACGCAACCAUAAUAUCCUGGAGCGUCAACGACGUAAUGAUCUACGGUCAAGUUUCCUCACUUUAAGGGACCAUGUUCCAGAACUGGUUCAAAAUGAGAAAGCUGCAAAAGUUGUGAUCUUGAAAAAAGCCACUGAAUAUGUUCAUUCUCUUCAGGCAGAGGAGCAGAAGUUACUGCUAGAAAAGGAAAAAUUGCAAGCCAGACAAGAACAAUUACUAAAGAAAAUAGAUUACAAGCGGACUUGCUAAACUUUUUUUUUUUUGUUUUGGUGUUUUUUUCUGGCUGAUCAGGACAGUCAUUGCCACUUUGCACAUUUUUGAUUCUUUAUAAAAAAAUUGUGUUUUUUGACGUUAAGAAUGUUGGUUUUAAUUUCAAUCCAGUCCCUGAAGUAAUCAACAGACUAUAUUAUCCGGGUACGGAGCAAAUGGAUUUUCUUGCAAGGAGUUUAUUGCAAGACUACCAAACAACAAUGGACUGCCUUUGUUUUUUCUCCUUAAGAACUGUAGAUGGUGGGGAUUUUUUUUUUUUUAAAGUGUUGUGAGCAUUUGGAGCUGCUGAUGACAUCUAGUUGAGUUUUAAAAUGUUCAUUCCUAAGUUUUAUGGUGCUUAUGUUCUAACAGAUGUUACUUUAGGGGUUGGCAUUUUGUGCCCCUGUGGGAAUUUCUGUAAAUACCAUCUACACACUUGCCUUUUGUACAUGUCUUGGGUUAUGAGAGGUGGCUUUUGCUGCCAGUAUUAGACUGGAAGUUCAUACCUAAGUACUGUAAUACCUCAAUGUUUGAGGAGCAUGUUUUUGUAUACAAAUAUAUUGUUAAUCUCUGUUAUGUACUGUACUAAUUCUUACAUUGCCUGUAUACUUUAGUAUGAUGCUGAUACAUAACUAAAUUUGAUACUUAUAUUUUCGUAUGAAAAUGAGUUGUGAAAGUUUUGAGUAGAUAUUACUUUAUCACUUUUUUGAACUAAGAAACUUUUGUAAAGAAAUUUACUAUAUAUGCCUUUUCCUAGCCUGUUUCUUCCAGUUAAUGUAUUUGUUAAUGUUUGGUGCAUAGAACUGGGUAACUGCAAAGUUCUGUGUUUAAUUUCUUCCAAUGAUGUACAUUUAGUGCUGCGUCUUAUAGCACUUUGAAAUACCUCAUGUUUAUGAAAAUAAAUAGCAAUUACAUGA